Lactuca sativa (garden lettuce) is the source of this 3389-nucleotide messenger RNA. RefSeq lists its product as uncharacterized. Lineage: Eukaryota; Viridiplantae; Streptophyta; Magnoliopsida; Asterales; Asteraceae. Gene Ontology annotation, molecular function: protein binding. The record is from RefSeq and is a predicted model, not a curated record.
UACGCCAAUCGAGUUUUGUGUUGUUUUUGAUCGGGGAAAGCACGGAGUCUCUGUUGAAGAUGUUGGAAGAAGGACAAAAUCAACGCGAAAUUGCCCAGAAACGGAUUAAAUGUCAAGAAAUCAUGGAGAAGGGGGAAGAUGAUGGAAUCAAUGCGUUGCCUGAUUGUUUGCUUCUUGAAAUCCUCUCUCGUUUGCCGUCCACAAAAGACGCCAUCAUAACAAGUACACUCGCCAAGCGAUGGGAACAUGUUUGGACUUGGGUACCUUCUCUGAUAUUUAAGCAUUCAAAUCAUUCCUUCGAAAACCCUAACUCAAGUUCCGAUUUCGCAUCAUUGGUGGACAAAACCCUAACUCAAUGUCGCCAAUCGAAGCUCAAGAAAUUCCAAGUGCAUACCUUUUAUGAUAUUCGAUUAGAAUCGCAGUUCAACAAUUGGAUUCAUUAUGCUAUAAGUUGUAACGUUGAAGAGCUUAACUUGAAGUUUUUGGGACGGGAACCUGAGUUUUUGUUAGAUCAAUUUUUGUUCAUCAAUUCAUGUUUUACCGAUGUGAGAUUAGCAGGAUGUAAGUUGAAUCCAACUGGGGCGAUUAGUUGGGAAAAUCUUAGGAGUUUGUGUAUUUCCAAUGUGAAUUUAGAUGAAGACUUGAUUGUAAAAAUAUUAUCCGGGAGUCCUCUAUUGGAAACUUUGGUAGUGGAAUAUUGCUAUGGUCAUGGGCGGCCCAAUAUUAUUUCAGAUGAUGAAUCUGAAUCUGAAUCUGAAUCUGAAGCCAGUGAUAUCAUCAAAAUCAGAAUGAGUGCUCCUACUAGUUUAUCACCAACUCAAUGUCCCAAACUCAAGAAAUUCAAAGUGUAUACCAGUUAUGAUGUUCAUUUUCAGUCGCAACUAAACAUUUGGAUUCACUAUGCUAUAAGAUGUAAUGUUAAAGAGCUUGACUUGGAGUUUUGGAAUACGGAUUCAGAAUAUGAGUUUAUAUUGGGUCAAAUUGUUUUCACCAGUUCAUGUUUUACCGAGCUGAGAGUAGAUGGAUGCAUGCUCAAUCCAGUUGGGGAGAUUAGUUGGAAAAGUCUUAGGAGUUUGUGUAUAUCCGGGUACCAGAGUUUAGAUGAAGAUUUGAUUGAAAAUAUAUUAUCUGGGAGUCCUGUAUUGGAAACUUUGAUUUUGGAUAAUUGCUAUGGUUAUAACCGGCUCGAUAUUACUUCAAAGAGUGUUAAAAACUUGGUGUUACGUGGAUACGAGGAUUUUUCUUAUGUUGAAUCUGAAGCUGAUAUCAUCGAGAUCAAUGCUCCUAAUAUUUUGUCACUAACAAUUGACCAUGACGUAUCAUUGUGUAAGCUUUUAUUGCUAAAUGUGUCUUCUUUAGUCAAAGCUCACUUAGAUUAUACUUGUACAAAGCUCACAACGCCUAAUGAAGUGGAAGAAGAGGUGCUUAAAGGAUGUAUAAUGAAUCUUCGCCAUGUCACAGAGGUUGAACUUGGGUAUUUAUGUUCUAAGGCUAUUUCUUGUUUGCAAGCUAAAGGUUUCGUUCUUCCGUCAAAUGUGAAGCUUAGUGGAGUAAGGUGAUUUAGGGAGCUGCUCUUGCAUGAUUAUGAGGGACACUGAUAUGAUACACGGUGUUAACUUAUUGAUAAUGCUUUUUUGCUUUGAGUUCAUGUUUAGCCACUUAAGUUAUCAUGAAUUAUUUUCAUCUCUUUGUAAAGUAGACUUGGUUCGAUUGGGUUGUUAACUACUUCAACGAUUAUUGACCUUCUAACUAACGGUAAUCCUGAUUUCUCAAACUUAUUUCCCUCAUUGGUAGUUGUUUCUUUGAGAUUGGUAUCAAAAGUACCUGUCAUCAUUCAUGCCAUUGAUGAUGCUGUUGGUUUCCAAUUCGAGUGGAGGAUUGCUUUCUGGGUACAAGCUUCGUCACCCAGGCUCUCUGGAACCUCCCAAUGAGAGUAUUAUAAUCCCACAACAGCAUCAAGGAGGUCAACACCAAAGUCAAAACCUCAAUGCAAACAAUGUUAGCAUCCAGGAGAGGCCGCAACAUGUAGGAAACAACAUGUUCCAAUACAACGGCAUGGUGUCAUCACAACCAAGAAUCUCAUUAAUUCAAUGAAACGUCUGCACAUUGAACCUCAAAAGCAAGGUUGGUUGCCCAGGCAUGACAUAAAUAGUUUGAUCAGCUACAUGUUCAAUCCAAACACCAGGAAAGCAUCGGUAGAGGCUCUGCAACAAAUACUCAAGGGUAUAGAGGUUGUGAAAAAUGCUAAUAAGAACAAUGCCUCUCCUGAUAUCUUAUUUAUAGCCCUUGCUCUUGUAUUACAUAUUGUUGCUGCAAAAGAGAUGAUAUCUCAGGGUGUUCAGGACCUAAUUAAGAGACAUCAAGCUCAAACUAUCUCCUCAAUGAAGGGUCCUGAUAUUAGCAUUUGGGGAUGGAAACUGAAGGAACAAAGACCCCUAUUAGGUGUUGCUGAAGAUAAGGGUAGUGAUACAUUGGUUACCUUGAUUCUCAACAAGCCUGGUGUUAAGAUUUGUGAAAUUAAAGCUUCCGGUUUUGAUGAGAACAGGAAGGAAAAACUGCAAGUUCUGGCCACCACCCUCGCGGGAGGUCAGCUUAUAAUGGAAGAACUUGGAAUGAAUAUUGACCGGGUGGAAGCGGACACAAGCGAUCAUGAUAAAGAGAGGUUUCAAGAAAGGAUAGCCAAGUUUUCUGGUGGAGUUGGACUACUCAAGAUUAUAGAAGUUAGUGAGAGUAAAGUAAGCCAAAAGAAAGUUAAAGUUACAAAUGCUUUAAAGGUCACCAAGGCUGGUGCUGAGAUCCUUGUUGAAGUCCCACGUAAGUUUGUGAAUGUUGUUGGGGAGAUGAUGAUGCCAAGGGAGGCUCCUGGUCGCUUGUCCCUAUAUGUGAUUGUUAAUGAGAAUAGGAAGGUCAUUGAAACUGUCAAAAAGAUCUUUGAUGCAGUGGAGCAAGGAGGUGUAGAGAAUGCACAUCAUGGCAAGGCUAAGGACAAGAUACGGACUGGACGAGUUUGGGUGCUAUACAAUGUUUUCAUUCACCUUGAGGGCAAGGUGAAAGUUUGGGCCGCCGGUAUUGAUAAGCCCAACUAAUCCUAGAGUGCUUUUAGUUGAUUUGCUUUAGUAGAGUUAUUCUGCUAUCUUUUUGGCUGUAGGGGUAGUUUGGUCCUUUUGGUAUUAUGACUGUUAUUGGCUGUUAUGUUAGUGGGAAGAGCACCUGAUUGUGCCGGCUGUGAUUCCCUUUUGUCUUGUCUCUAGUGAUAGUAUAUAUAGUCCUUUGUUUUAGAGAGUCAGUAGCUAAGAAUUGAUUUGUAAAGAACUUUGUUCUUUUGGAGAGCCCCUUUCCUCUCGAAUGACUGGGAAUUAUCUUAAUAUUAUCAAGUAAUUUUGUUAGUA